AGAGAGAAAAAAAAAAAAAAAGUUUUAAAAUACCAGAGAAAUAACCUUUUCGAUUCUGUAUUCCUGGAGCAACAUGUUAGUUGAAGAUGUGGGGCCCAAAGAAAUAUCCAAGUGAGAAAGCUACAUUCACUCCAUUCAGGCAAAAUCUGGUUGGAGAGGAAAACUGUUCCCAUGAUUAGCGAACUUCCCCCAGCAAGCCUGUAGGUGGGUGUGUUUAACAGAAGGAAGCAAUGGGAACCGGCCUGUCAGCCAGCCUUUAGAGCUAAUUAGCUCAGCAUACAACAAAGAUAAGUGAGCCUGGGAGGAGGGCCCCCUGAGGGGUCUUUAGAUUCUGGGAAAUGGCUGAUUGGCAGAUGUUAAAAGGGAUUUUUUGGUAAUCCUGUGCAUCAAUGAGCUGCACAAAUUCAGUCCAGGACUGCAAGAAUUCAGGCAUGAGGACACAGCGCUGCAGACUCGUACAGCCAGACCCAAGAUGGACAGAACCUUGGAAUCCCUGAGAGACAUCAUCGCCCAAGUCUUGCCUCACAGAGACCCCGCUCUGGUCUUCAAAGAUUUAAAUGUUGUGUCAAUGUUACAGGAGUUUUGGGAAAGCAAGCAGCAGCAGAGGGCUUCGUUCCCAAGUGAAGGCCUGGUGGUCUAUGAGUCGCUACCAUCCCCUGGACCUCCCUUUGUGAGUUAUGUCACCCUCCCAGGGGGAAGCUGUUUUGGCAACUUUCAGUGCUGCCUAAGUAGAGCAGAGGCCAGACGGGAUGCAGCUAAAGUGGCUCUAAUCAACUCCCUCUUCAACGAGCUGCCCUCUCGCAGGAUCACCAAGGAAUUCAUUAUGGAGAGUGUGCAGGAAGCCGUUGCUUCCACCAGUGGUACCCUAGAUGAUGCUGAUGACCCCAGUACCAGCAUUGGAGCCUAUCACUACAUGCUGGAGUCAAACAUGGGGAAGACCAUGUUAGAGUUUCAGGAACUGAUGACCAUUUUCCAGCUCUUGCACUGGAAUGGCAGCCUUAAAGCUCUUCGUGAAACAAAGUGUUCCCGACAGGAAGUCAUCUCCUAUUAUUCCCAGUAUUCCCUAGAUGAAAAAAUGCGCAGUCACAUGGCCCUGGAUUGGAUUACAAAGGAGCGAGAAUCACCAGGAAUUCUCUCGCAAGAGCUACGAAUGGCCCUGAGAGAGUUGGAGGAAGCAAGGAAAGCAGGACAAGAACUGAGAUUUUACAAAGAAAAGAAAGAAAUCCUGAGUUUAGCCCUGACUCAGAUCUACAGUGACCCUGACGCUUCUUCCCCCAGUGAUGACCAGCUGAGCCUCACUGCCCUUUGUGGCUAUCACUAGUCCAGCAAUGGCUGGACUAAACGUUAAGAAAUCCUGGAAGGAGGACACUAGGGGGGGUCAGCACCUGUAGGUUCUAAUUUUCCCCUCCCUUUUUAUUCACAGAAUCUGAGUGUAGUAGGACCCCCUACAGUACCCAGUAUCCCACUCAGUGCAAUUCUCCCUUCAUCAAGCUGUCAGUAGUUCCACCUGAGACUGAAAGAAUGAGAAAGAAUUGUUUGAACAUUAAUUUUAAUGCCUGGUCUAACGUAGAGUUUAGAUGAUAUGUAUUGUGUUAGAUUAUAUAUGUAGUUUCAAAGAAUGGGUCAAUAUAGCAUCCCCUAAGAGAAUAUCAGCUAGGACUUUGGAAAGUCAUAAGAGAACAUUUAAAAAAGUAACUGGUAUUAAAUAAAAAUAAGGAUUUUUUUUUUUUAAUAUCCAAGAGUUAGAGUUUCUUCCUAACCUAUGUAAGCUGAAACAUAGCUUACAUUCUACUAGGCACAAUCCAAAAUUAUAGGAUAGGUAUUUUUUUUUUCCUGGUUCUCCUAGCCCCCCACCAAAGAUCUAAAAUUUUUAUAUCAGUAGUAUAAAAACACAAGUAAAUUUAAUGUGACUUAAAAUGCCAUGGUAAUAAUGAUUUUUUAAAAAGCAACACUUUUCCAAAUGGAAAUGAAUGUCAUCUGGAAUAGCA
Molecule: messenger RNA, 1988 nt
Organism: Erinaceus europaeus (western European hedgehog)
Lineage: Eukaryota; Metazoa; Chordata; Mammalia; Eulipotyphla; Erinaceidae
Gene: LIX1
Product: limb and CNS expressed 1
Exons: 7
Coding region: 473-1321 (282 amino acids)
Biological process (GO): autophagosome maturation
Cellular component (GO): cytoplasm
Source: RefSeq, a predicted model, not a curated record